This is a messenger RNA of Parascedosporium putredinis, 603 nucleotides long. The record is from the annotation of a GenBank genome assembly. Lineage: Eukaryota; Fungi; Ascomycota; Sordariomycetes; Microascales; Microascaceae.
AUGAUCUUCACCGCCUUUUUCACGCGCGGGAUUCAAGCGGCCCUCGGUUCGAGAAAGCGACGUCGGGAUCAGGCUCCGGAGGAAACCAGCAUCGAACUUGUGGGCGUCAUACAUACUAGCCCGAGCCACGCGGCGCUCAACCCGCCGCCCAACGCCCCCACCCGCCCGGCGACCGUACUCGGCGGGUUAACCGCGCCUCCGUCCCCGCAACUAAACACUCCCGAAGCUUCAUCGCCGACGACGCCGGUGGACUCGGAGGAUGAAGGAUCGCAGGAGAGCUACCGGCCUUCCAUCACCUCGGUGCUGGCUCCUCGGGUAAGGUUAUGGGCUGCGCGGAUCUCCGGGAACUUUAACACCAUCAUCUACGCCUCAAUUCUACUGGCGGGUCUUCCCGUCUACUACGUAACAGGAUACGCGAUGCCCGCUCAGCUAGGGGCGUGCGUCCUCAUCUACCUAGCCUCGCUAUACAUCCCCAUGCGACACCGCGCCUAUCUCCACCCACUCAUCGUCUCUUCGGGCUCCUCCAUAUUAGCCAUCUGGUCCUUGGCCGCCAUUCGGGGGACUCCUUGCAGACGGCGCUCCGCGAGUUCAAGACCGGCAUGA